AGUUUUGAGUCUUUGAUCAGUUGAGCAGCUUAAGAAAAAUACCAGAAUGGACUCCGGCGAGCAGGGUGAGACCUCCAAGGCCCCCCUCAGCAGGGGGGUCAGUAAAGGAGUGUCCAUGCUGGACCUCAUACUUCGCGUCAUUGCGGUCAUCGGCACCCUUGCGAGCGCCAUUGCCAUGGGGACUACCAAUGAGACGCUUCCUCUGUUCACGCCGUUCAUCCAGUUCAAAGCGCGAUACAGCGAUCUCCCGGCUCUCACGUUCUUCGUGGUGGCAAAUUCUAUUGUGAGCGCCUAUCUCAUCCUUUCGCUCCCACUGUCAAUUGUGCACAUAAUUAGGAGCGGGGCUAAAUAUAGCAGGCUGGUCUUGAUCAUUUUCGACGCGGCAAUGCUAGCUCUGGUGACCGCAGCGUCAUCUGCAGCAACAGCUAUUGUCUACUUAGCACACAAGGGUAAUGUCAGGGCAAACUGGCUUGCUAUAUGCCAGCAGUUGGAUUCUUUCUGCGAGCGUACCUCUGGCUCCCUGGUUGGCUCGUUUGGAGCCAUGGUUCUGCUGAUACUGCUCAUCUUACUCUCAGCUAUGGCCCUAGCCAGGCGCUAGACCGAAUUAUCCAUCAUUUGCUCCCUGAAGUAUAAGUGUGAUAUCCCAGCAAAAAAAAAUAUAUGUGUGAUAUGGGUGGUUCUUGUACUUGCUUCCUUCAUGUGGGCCUAUUCUCUUGCUACCAUCUUCUAUAUUGUGCACCGCCUUGACGGUGUUGCUUCGUUUGUAUCGGCCUUUGUACUUCUUAUACAGUUUUUACAGAAAUAAAUGUCAUGGAUUGAGUACUAUA
This is a messenger RNA of Triticum dicoccoides, 827 nucleotides long. RefSeq names its product casparian strip membrane protein 2 (gene CASP5). Bases 47 to 598 code for a protein of 183 amino acids. The transcript has 3 exons. Lineage: Eukaryota; Viridiplantae; Streptophyta; Magnoliopsida; Poales; Poaceae. The record is from RefSeq and is a predicted model, not a curated record.